UGUCUCCCCGUCACUCGCGCGUGUCUGCCGUCUUGUCCGCUGUCUUGCUUUUCCUCUACGACCAUGUCUAGCGUCGGUCUCCGACUUGCGGCGAGCACCUCGCGUACGGCGCGUCUGGCUUCUGUGCGCACGCAGGCGUGUCGCGUGCAGUCAAGAGAGCUGCACCGCAGGAAGGAGCUUCCGUACCCCGUAGAGGAGGGUCUCGGGACGUUCCUCCCACCAAAUUCGCUGAGGAUGAUUGCGGAGGACUACCAGCAGGGGCUUUUGGACAGGUUAAACGACCAGGUUCGGGGAACCGCUCUGGAGAACAAGAACAUUGUGCAGACGGUGGUAGAGGGUGCACGGGAUCCUAGCAAGGUUCUCGAAUUCAACUACGCGUCCGAAGCUCUCAACAACUCUUUCUUCCUCGAGUGUGUCAAACCCCCACCGGCCAAUGCGUCGUCGCACGAGCACGCCCUGCGCAACACGACUCUCGAGCGCCGCAUCGGGUACCACUGGGGGUCGCUCAAACACUUCCAGUCCAGCUUCAGCGCCGCCGCGCUCGGCAUGUUCUCUUCCGGCUACGUCUGGCUCGUCACCGACAAGGAGUGCCGGCUAGGGAUCAUGCCCACCUUCGGCACGGGCACGCUCCUCGUGCGCUCCAGCAAGCCCUCCGACGCGCUCCUCGAGUGGCAGCGCGUCUCCGGCCAGAGCGUGCUCCCGCUUGAGGGCGACGCGCUCCCCCCGCCCCUCACGCACCCGUCCGGCGGCUCGCCCCCUGGGCCCAGCUCGCCCGCCUCGGGGCUCGCGCAUGGGGCCCCGCCGCUGAACCCGCACACGCCCGCGCGGAGCAUGUCGACGCUCCCGAAGCCGCCGCGUACGCACGCGGUGGACAUGGAGGAGGAGGUGAACCUGAAGAAUCUGGGGAGCAGCGUGUUGUACCCGCUGAUGUGCGUGUCUGUGCACGAGCACGCGUGGGUCAGCGCGGGGUACGGCGUGUGGGGCAAGGAGGAGUACCUGAAGCGGUUCUGGACGGUCGUCGACUGGGCGCGCGUCAGCGAGAUCUUCCAGAAGGUCGCGCCGGAGCAGCGCAGGCAGUGAGCCGUGUGGUGCUGGUGGACGGAAGGAUGGGGCGCGUGUCAUCUCCCCCACUCACUCGUCGUCGUUGCUGCAUAUUAUCGUGUGUCCCUUACCCUCGUAUAGUCAUUAGAGCUCAAAAGUACUCUUUAAUACGGUCAAGUUUCGUGCCUGCACUUGGUUGCAGUGGGUAUCGACAUCCGUGUUCCCUCAGCAUCAUACAAGGUUACGUUACAUUGGUCGUCUACUACUACCAUCGCC
Molecule: messenger RNA, 1317 nt
Organism: Trametes versicolor FP-101664 SS1
Lineage: Eukaryota; Fungi; Basidiomycota; Agaricomycetes; Polyporales; Polyporaceae
Exons: 3
Coding region: 64-1080 (338 amino acids)
Biological process (GO): superoxide metabolic process
Molecular function (GO): superoxide dismutase activity; metal ion binding
Source: RefSeq, a predicted model, not a curated record